This is a messenger RNA of Diospyros lotus (date-plum), 2793 nucleotides long. RefSeq lists its product as uncharacterized. The record is from RefSeq and is a predicted model, not a curated record. The coding region runs from base 1 to 2793 and encodes 930 amino acids. NCBI's taxonomy places the organism in Eukaryota, Viridiplantae, Streptophyta, Magnoliopsida, Ericales, Ebenaceae. The transcript is spliced from 4 exons.
AUGGAGCUGAAUAAGAGUUGGAUUAACAUAUCAAACAGGCUAGAUCCUCGAUACGAACAAGGAAUUCAGGAGUUGAUUCAGUUUGCCUAUAGACAUAAGUCUCCUGGGGCAAGCAUAUAUUGUCCAUGUAUUAAAUGUGUUAACAGAUAUUUUCAUAAACGAGAUGUUGUGGAGGAACACCUCAUUCUGAAUGGGUUUGACACUAAUUACAUAAUAUGGACGGUUCAUGGAGAGUUAUAUGUGCCUCGUCAUAGUCGAGAAGAAUUUCAAGAUCAGGAAUGUAAUAUUGGAGAUGAUAUGGUGGGAAUGAUACAUGAUGCACAUGGAGUUCCUAUAAACAAUGUUGGAAGUAGUGAAGAAGCUACGAGAUUCUAUGAAUUGUUGGAGGAGGCAGAAACAGAGUUAUGGCCUGGUUGUAAGAACUUCACGACAUUAUCGUUUAUUGUUCGUUUACAACACUUGAAGGUAUUGGGUGGGUUGUCGGAUAAAAUAUUUGAUAUGUUGCUUGAGUUGUUGAAUGAGGCAUUUCCAGAAGGAGUGUCAUUGCCACGAUCGUAUCGGGAGGCUAAGAAAUUGAGUGAGGAUUUAGGUUUUAAGUACUAUAAGUACGAUGCAUGCCCUAACAAUUAUAUGCUCUUUUGGAAAGAUGCAUCAAAGUUGGACAGAUGUACUUUUUGUGGGGAGUCAAGGUACAAAGAAUACGAGGUGCACAUGGACGACGAUAUAACGAAGAUGAAAAAAGUCGCUUCUAAACAAGUACGACACUUUCCUUUGAUCUCGAGACUGCAAAGAUUGUUUAUGUCUAACAGAACAACAACGUUAAUGAGGUGGCAUGAAGAAGGUAGAACAAAGGAUGGUAUAAUGAGGCACCCUGCUGAUUCAUUGGCUUGGCAAUCUUUUGAUGAACAACAUCCGAAAUUCGCUGAAGAUAGUCGCAAUGUUAGACUUGGGUUGGCUUUUGAUGGGUUUAAUCCGUUUCGAACAAUGACCAUUAGCUAUAGCAUUUGGCCAGUUGUGUUAAUGCCAUAUAAUCUACCGCCUUGGUUGUGUAUGAAACAACCUUACUUCAUCUUGUCUUUAUUGAUUGGUGGACCUCGUGCACCAGGAGAUAAUAUUGAUGUGUUUCUGCAACCGUUGAUUCAAGAGUUACAAGAAUUAUGGAGUGAGGGGAUAGAAACUUAUGAUGCUUCAAGAAAAGAAAUGUUUCACGUGCAUGCAGCAUUGUUGUGGACGAUUAAUGAUUUUCUUGCGUAUGCUAAUUUAUUUGGAUGGAGUACUCGAGGAAGAGUUGCUUGUCCUUGUUGCAUGAAAGAGACGGAGUCCAAAUGGUUAAAACAUGGUGGUAAGUUUUGUUAUAUGGGUCACCGUAGAUUCUUGGAGGACAUGAGUCAUCAUUUUCGGUUAGACAAGAAGGAUUUUGAUGGAACCAUUGAGAACCGUGUUGCUCCUCCUCAGUUAUCUGGCUACGAUGUAUUCAAAGAUGUUGAAUUUGUUAAGAAGAUGUAUGGAAAUCGUGAGAAUUCUGGCGCUAGUGUUGGGAGAGGAAUGGGUGGUUGGAAAAAACAUAGUAUAUUCUUUGAGCUUCCAUAUUGGCAAGACAAUUUGAUCCGACAUAAUCUCGAAGUCAUGCACAUUGAGAAAAAUGUUUGUGACAACAUAAUUUGGACGUUAUUAAUGUUGGAAAUGUUCUUAUUGACAUUGAAAGAGUAUGUAAGGACUAGAAGUCAUCCAGAAGGAUCUAUUGCUGAAGGUUACUUGGCAGAAGAGUGUUUGACUUUUUGUGCAAGGUACUUGGAUGAUGUGGAAACAAAGUUUAAUAGGCCGGUUCGAAAUUAUGAGAGUGCACAUGGUCAACCUAUCCCCAAAAAAGGGAAAUUAGUCACAUUGGAUGAGAUUUCAUUGCAGCAAGCCCAUCAUUAUGUGCUAGCAAAUUGUAGUACAAUUUCGUCUUAUCGAGAGACACACUUACAAUCCAUUAGAUUGGAAAGAAGAGGUGCUAGCAAUCCUGAAAUUACACAAAAACACCAUGAAAACUUCUCAUUAUGGUUUCAAAAACAUGUUUAUGAAUUGCAAGUAAGUGGUCACAAUGUACCCAAUGAAGUGAAAACAUUAGCUGCUGGGCCUCACUCAUGGGCAUGGAAGUAUUCUGGGUACAUCGUAAAUGGAUUCAAAUUCCACACGAGGCAUCGAGAAAGGAGAAGAAUGACUCAAAAUAGUGGAGUAUUACUAACUACAAAUACUGAAAGUUAUGCUAGUUCAAAAGAUAAACGUCCUAUCAGUGGUGAUGUUACCUUUUAUGGAGUCCUAACAGAUGUUGUUGAGAUACGAUACUCUAACGAAUUCAAAUUUGUUUUGUUUAAGUGUGAUUGGGUUGACAAUAACAGAGGGAUGAAGGUUGACAGUUUAAAUUUUAUAACUAUAAAUUUUAAUUGUUUAAUGUAUCAAGAGAAUAAACCAACAGACGAACCUUUUAUACUUGCAACUCAAGCAUCACAAGUGUGGUAUGUGGCUGAUCCUCUUGAUGAAGAAUGGCACGUUGUUAUGAAGAUGACACCUAGAGAUUUGUAUAACAUGGGUAAAAGAAAUGUGGCAAGGAGCUAUGACGAGGAAGAUGCUUUAAUUAGUAAUCAUGUUGAAAUCAACAAUGAUCAGUCCUUACAUGCAGAGUUAGGAGAAUCUGAUGAAGACUACUCUUCUGGAGAAUCUGAUGAGGAUGGUAUGCUAGUUGAUAUAUCAGAUGACGACGACAGUUCCAUUCCUUAUACUGCACAUAGUGAUGAUAAUGAUUUCUAA